Fibroporia radiculosa is the source of this 2703-nucleotide messenger RNA. RefSeq lists its product as uncharacterized. The transcript is spliced from 16 exons. Bases 1 to 2703 code for a protein of 900 amino acids. Gene Ontology annotation, molecular function: ubiquitin conjugating enzyme activity. Lineage: Eukaryota; Fungi; Basidiomycota; Agaricomycetes; Polyporales; Fibroporiaceae. The record is from RefSeq and is a predicted model, not a curated record.
AUGGAGAAGGAAGUGAGACAACUUGUCGAAAUGGGCGCGACGAUUGCACAGGCGCGAGCUGCCCUCCAGAAGCAUAAAGAUGUGAUGCAAGCAGCGGAACGUAUCUUUGAUGGGAGCUUUGACCACCUACUAGACGCAGAUGGCGACGUGGAAAUGGGCAUCAGUGAGCCCACUGAGACACAGUCCAAACCUCGUAUGAUUACGCCACAUGAGGGUGAUAACGACGAAGGGGACGAGGACGACGAGGCGCUAGAAGGUGAUGAGGAUGACGAGGACGACGUGGAGGAUUUUGGUGAUUACGACUCGGACGAUGGAGGAGCAAUAGAGGCGGGUGCGAAUUCUGCCAAUGCAGACCCGUAUGCAGGCAUAUUCUUUUCGAAGGACCGGCGCGAGGAAGUAAUUGAAGUCGAGGAAGAACCGGAGGUUGCUUAUGUGCCGGAGGUGAAGGAGGAGGUAAUGCUCAUGACUCAGGGACAGUGGAUGAAAGGCUGUCCGGAGGGUGGCGAACAGAGUUUUUUGUUUGGUUUGUAUAGAGAGCUCAGCGAAGGGGAGUGCCGCUGUCCACACGGUUGUCGUGCGUCAAUUCCCAGGAAGAAGCAAGACUUCUUCUCUCUAUUUGCCGAGUUUUCUACCUAUGUCAAACAUCUUCAGACAACGGUUCUGAGGUCAUGUACGAAGUGUAGAAAGUCGUUUUGUUUUGCCUGCGGGGAGCCGAUUGCCGCCGAUCUUCCAGAACGCUCUCUACUUCCGGAGGAAGACAUUAUGCUCUUCCAUUGCUCCAACCUACAAGGUGUCAUUCUUGGUGUUGGACUUGCAAUGUUGGAGAAAUUGUACAUUGAGCAGGCGCAGGACAUUUCGAAUGGCCAAGAAAACAGAACCAGCGGUGGAAAGCGAAGAAAAGUCGAACCCGCCGUUGUGCCGAUCCAGCACGAUCUUGACGACGAUGAAGAUGAGGAUAAUUAUUAUCCUCCAGUUGUUCAAGGGAAAAAAGCGAAGCUGGGCGUAGGGUACGCCGGAGACGUGCGAGAGGAUACAUCUGGACAAGUAGAGGCUCUCGCGGCACAACGAGCCAAGGACGAGAAGCUUGCUCAGCUCCUUUCGUGUAUCCGCGUUUUCCUUCCUUCGCUGCAUCGAACUGGUGGUGGCCGGACCAGCGAUUAUCUUGUACAUCCUACCGCCCUCGCACAUCUCCGACGACGUUUUAAUUUCGUGAGCAGUCAGCUGCUGCGGAACGACUCACUCGUGGACAUGUCUGACCGAUCCGUGUUGUAUAUCGAACUGUUUGAAUGGUUAGAAACAAUUUCAUGUCACGAAGCGCUUGCUAGCAUGAUGGCGAUGCCUAUCAUGGUGGUCACUUCUGUUAAAUCCGUCGCGCCGAAGAAGACUGCCGCGAAAGGGAGCAAUAAAAUUCGCGAGCGUACUAUUAUCUAUGAGGGGAGCUCGGGUCCCCGUGAGCUUCUGGAAGCUAUUGUUAUUCAAGCGCAGGCGGCAAUGAAGGGAUUGGAAGGAUCUAAGCCUAUAGAGACUUGCAUUGAGAUGACGGAAGAGGAGAAACGGAUGACAGUUGAUGAGAAGGGCAAGGCUCGUGACUCCGGACGUCAGCUUUCAGAGGAGAACAAGAAGCUGCUGACUUUUUGCCAGCGUAUCCUCGGCACCGCAAAGGCGAUUGAUCGAUCGCUGAGCGAGACGAAGGGUGAUAUGUUUGUGACGAGGCUACAUGCAUCCCUGCCCAAGAUAUCGACGACCGGCGGCACAAACACGCCGCAGGUUCAAGCUGGAGAUACGGAAGAGAGCACGAUGAAGGCGUAUGUUGAUUGGGCCAAUCGAGUAAGGUUCGAGUAUUGUGACUUGUCGAUACCACAAUCGGAUACCCCAGCACAAGGCAACGAGGAUUCAAGUCCGCACUACAAGUUUUAUUUUAAUAACGAGGCUCGUAUGCUAGCAAAUGCUGAUAUACCAAAGCGGUCCUUGGCUAUCGCGAAAGAGCUCGCGGUACUCACAACCAAUCUACCCGUUGCAUGGAAUUCGUCAAUUUUUCUCCGGGUGGACGAAACCCGUGUCGACAUUAUCAAAGUACUGAUCACAGGACCUGAAGGUACGCCAUAUUAUAAUGGAUGCUAUCUCUUCGAUGUAUUCCUCGGGCCCAACUACAAUCAAUCUCCACCGAGUGUCAAAUAUAUGACGACGAAUGGGGGCAAGUUUCGUUUCAAUCCUAACUUGUAUGCGGAUGGAAAAGUUUGCUUGUCUCUUCUCGGAACAUGGUCGGGCCCAGGCUGGGUAGCGGGCAGGUCGACACUCCUUCAGGUUCUCAUAUCCAUUCAAUCUAUGAUUUUGUGUGAAGAACCGUAUUUGAAUGAGCCAGGUUGGGCACAAAGUGCUGGAACUCCUCAAUCGCGCGCAUAUUCAGCGAACGUGAGGCGGAUGGUCGUCCGGACUGCCAUGUUGGGCAAUUUGAAGAACCCGCCGGAACCGUUCGAAGAUGUGAUUCGGACUCACUUUCGCCUGAAGACACGCUCUAUCAUCGCACAACUCAAUGAAUGGCUUGCCCAAGAUGACGAGAAACCUAUCACUGACGGUGGUUAUGGUGGUCCUCGAACACCUGCCAGUGGAAGUUCUAACGGUUUUCAGGCCGACAUUGAGGAGUUAAAGGGCUUAUUAGCACAGUUACAGACUACUAGUGGCGGUAGCGCAGUAGCUACAUGA